This is a messenger RNA of Xyrichtys novacula (pearly razorfish), 6192 nucleotides long. Lineage: Eukaryota; Metazoa; Chordata; Actinopteri; Labriformes; Labridae. The record is from the annotation of a GenBank genome assembly.
AUGGAGGAACUAGCCCGCGAGAGCAUCAGCCUGCUGGCGCGCUCUGCGUCCCACGCUGACCCGCCUCGGCUCGGCUCGUUUGGUGCGGUGUUCAUCAUGCUGAAGUCCGCGCUGGGAGCCGGACUGCUCAACUUUCCGUGGGCCUUUCAGAAGGCGGGGGGAGUCAACACCGCCAUCAGUGUGGAGACGGUGAGGACACAAUUGUAGACAAAUUACACACAAACUCACAGUAUAGAGGGUUGUUUAGUACAUGAACUACUCUACCAGGACACUGUUGAACAGGAGCUAUGAGGAACUUUUGGAAAUGCUUUGAUAUAUUUGUCUUUAUAUUGUAAAUAUAUGGACAUCCAGAGUUUUGUAGUGGGUUAGUGUCUGCAGAUUGAGUAUGUAUAGACUCUCCACUCAGCUCUCUCUCCCUGGUGUGAAAGAGGCUCACUUUUUUCACAGGUGAGCUCUAAUGAAGCUUUUUGUUUAGGUGAGGGCCUGAACUUAAGUUGCACUGACUUACACAUACAAGUGUGUGUGUGUGUGUGUGUGUGUGUGUGUGUGUGUGUGUGUGUGUGGUACUCUGUGUUUCUUCCAACCUUUCCUAGAAUGGGCCCUAGGAGGGAAUAAGGAUGUUUCUAACAAUUUGCCACUGUUUGUAAGUUUUGAUAGUUUAUGUGAAAAUUAAACAACAUUGUCUAUACUGUGACUGACACACACUUAGUUGAGGAUCAGCCCCAAUCUGUAAAAUUAACUGUACAUCCUCUAUGUACACCUAAAUUAGCCCUUUAAUGCCUAAAACCACAAAUUAUGGCCAGAAAGUUCAAUUUUUUGGGGGGAGCUGAAAUGUUUAUUUCAAUUGCUACUGAAAACCAAAAUAAAUGAAUAAAUAAAUAAAAAUAAAAAUAUCCUUGAAAUUUAACAUAUAUAUUUAUUCAUCUUGUUUGAUACAUUAGAUGUUUUUGGAAACUUAUAAACCACAAGAGGACAUUUUUAUAAUUUAUCGGACUGUAUUCAGGUGUUUUUUUUUAGUAAUUUGUUGAUCAUAUUGAUUUGAUAGAAGUCUCAUAAAAGUAUGUAUCAAGUAUGAUACAAAAGGCAGUAAAGGGUUAGGAUCACAAGGUUCAAUGCUCACUCCUGUUUCAUUCAACUGCAAGGAAGAUGAAUCUACAUUAUUUGAAGAUGGUAACCAACUAUGGCCUACUUCUCAUUAAAAACAUUUACACUGGGAAAAUGAAUCUACAUUAUUUGAAGAUGGUAACCAAUUAUGGCCUACUUCUCAUUAAAGACACUCACAUCGUGGUCUUGAGGCAGGGCCUUGGUAGAGCCCCCUCCAGUAAAAACACAUGUCCUUCUGUUUUCAUGAGUAGGCUUUUAACUUUACCCUUGAUAAAUUGUCAACUUUACCAACCCCUUGUUUACAAUAGAAUUAAUCCUUACAUUAAGAGCUCGAGGAAGAUCUCUUCAUCCCUGGUGAACAAAGCUCUGAAAUGUAAUUAAAAUUUUAAUGAGCAGAAAUGCACAGAAAUGGUGCAUUGACCUGUGCUUUAUCAUGGAGAAGAUACAAAAUAACAAGGCUGUGUUUUUACACAGAGCAACAGAAGAUGGGGAUUGCAGGGGGAAUCUUAAUUAGGACUAAAGGGCAUACAUCCCAGGUCCCUUUAAAACAAAGUUUUAAUUCUUCUGCUGUUGUACCUGUAGGUUUCUUUGGUUUUCCUUAUCAGUGGCUUAGUGAUCCUGGGCUACGCCUCUUCAGUCAGCAGACAGAAGACAUAUCAGGACGUGGUGAGGGAAGUGUGUGGACAAGCUGUGGGUCAACUCUGUGAAGUCUGUUUCUGCUUCAACCUCUUCAUGAUAUGUGUCGCCUUUCUGGUGGUGGUGCAGGACCAGCUGGAGAAAUGUGAGCGCUGAAUUCUGUUAUUUUUGUGACAGAGGUUUUCACUUUAUCAUCAAUAAAUCCUUCAUUUGUGCAUGGGAUUUUAGGAUUUCUCAAACUUGUGUCUUAUCUCAAAUCUAAUAGCAUUAUUUAUUUUUGAAUGUCUAAAGUAACAUGAUACCAGUAUUUAUCACCACUGGGAUACUUGUGGGAUUAUAAAUGUUUAUUUCAAUGAUGAACAGGAUAUUAUUACCUUAAGUAUUUAUGAUAAUAUUGCGACAUGGAUUUUUGUAUCAACUCAUGACAAGUUGGGGACAUUGGUUGCUUUACUGUAUUUGUAUGUGUGCAUGUUCUUUGGACCAUAUUACAGACAAAUCUUGCCCUACUUUGAGGUCUCUCAGAAUAAGUUCAUUUGAAGAGGUUUGACUUCACUGCUUUGAAAAAUGUGUCUUUGAAAAUUUUAAAUCUUUAUUGCCAACUGGAAGUUCCUCUCUGUAUCGCAAAGUUUCACAGAAUUUUUCAGCAUUUUACAUUUCUUUACUAUCACUAUGGCAAAAUCAUUAGACACACAUUUUCAUGUAUUUGAACAUGUCAGAAAUAUUCAUCAUAGUGCCCUGUCAUCCCCAUUGAUUGGUUGUUUUUUUAUGUUAUACAAGCCAUCAAUCAUCAUGUAGCACCUCUCAUUUGAAAUGUUUCCACAUUAUCCUGGUACAGUCUGUGAAGGAUGAAUUUAGCAUUCAUUUUCCAUGUAAAAACAAAUAAUCCCUAGCAGCCACGCUUUAAUUUUCUGUAUAAAACACAUGUAAACAUGUGACAUACAACACACCAUUUCUUGUUAUUCACUUUGUCAAUUUUUAAAACUAACACACUAAAAAUGUCUAAAACGUUUUUGGUUAACAGAACAUUUGAUGAGACACACAAAGGCCUCUCCUUUAAAAUCCAUUUCAUAAAAAGAAAAAGUGUGGUAUACCAUGCAAAUGUAAGAACCAGGGAUUUAUCCUUGAGGUGGAAAUGCUUUAAACACUCAUCUAUAUUUGUCCUGCGUUGAUUAUUCUUCGUGUUCAUCCAGCUGCAUUAAGAAAACAUAAACCAUCUUAUUCAGCAGGAGGUAAAAUGUAAUUUAUUCUGAUGUAAAUCAGGAUUUGCUGUCUUGCAUACUGAUGUGUCCUGUUUGCAACUCUUCUCCCUCAGUGUGUAUCUCCUUAUAUGAGACUGUGACUGGGUCCAGUGAGGCAGAUAUGCCAUAUUACUGGUACACUGACCAGCGAUUUGCUCUCUUCAUCAUGUGCCUCGUCAUCAUCCUACCUCUGUCCAUCCCAAAAGAAAUUGGCAUCCAGAAAUACACGAGGUACACAACACUUCUGUGAGGUUGGAGUUUCAUUCAGCUUGUAUGUGGUUUAACUGCUCUCUCUCUCUUUCUCUCUCUCUCUCUCUCUCUCCCCGUUAGUGUGUUGGGGACGCUGGCUGCUACGUACUUGUGUGUGGCAGUGAUUGUCAAGUAUUACCUGAUGGAGAGUCACUCUGUUAUAUUAACUCCAGAGCACAGCCAAGGGUCAGUAACAAUGAUUUUUGUGGACUGUUGUGUGUAUUUAUCUGAAUUUAGUUGCUGUUUUGAAUGUGCCGGUGAAUGUGUAUUUGUUUUGUGUUUUUCAGCAUCACUUCUUGGGCUUCAAUGUUCAGUGUUGUACCAACCAUCUGCUUUGGCUUCCAGGUAUCAAGUUAUUAGUGUUGGUUGUUCCGAUUGGCUCCUUUGAACACCACUUGGGGGCACCAUUCGUCACUACUUGACUCUUAUUUUAAGGGAAAUAUCCUAUUUUUUCUACAUAUUUUCUUUGUGUCUGCCCUCACAUUUAUGUGCUCUCACACAAGUUUGCCAACCAGAGAAUAACAGAUAGGAAUACAUUAUUUUUAACCUCAGGGAAGGCUUGAAUUACAUAACUGUAUUUAAACUUCUGUUCUUGAAAUCCUAUACAUUUUACUCCUAAUAAAAGAAGACCACAUUAAACUUUUACCCAACUCUUGCUUACAGAUUUUUCACACACAUUCAUAUUUUGGAGUUGCAGAUGUAAAUGCCAGUGGAUGGAUCCUGUUGAUUAAGAAAGAGUUUUGGUUAAAUAACACGCUAAAGAAUAAAGUUUUAAAGUAGAAGCAGCAUUCGAGACGGCAAUAUAAAGAAAGAAACCCAGACAAUAGUGGCACAUUAAGCCAUUAAAAGGUUAAGGCACAGUUAUUAAAGUUUGUAAAAGUAAAAAGGCACUAAAUUACAGCUGAAAAAGGCAUGAGUAGAGACUGGGAAAGUCAAGAGAUACAAAUAUUAAAACAACAACUCCCCAUAAAAAUUUCCCUGCAAAUGAUGUUAAAAUAAUGAGAUUUGAAAGAAGUUGUGGAUAAUUACAGUUUAAGAUCAUCCUUGAAUCCAAGCCAUGACCCUGGAAAACAAAGUGAGAAAUAUUAGAAGGCAAUCAAAAACUAAUGCUCCACUGUGAAUUUUAAAAAUCUUAUUCCUGUGUGUGUUGCAGUGUCAUGAAGCCUGUAUCGCUAUCUACAGCAGCAUGGAGAAUCAGAAGCUCUCCCACUGGGUGCUCAUCUCUGUGCUCUCCAUGUUUUUCUGUUUACUCAUCUACACUCUCACAGGUGAGUUCACCUCUACAAGUUCAGCCCUGAGCUUCAUUGUCACACCUGAAAACUCACAUCACACUCUCUCCGCAGGUGUGUACGGCUUCAUGACGUUCGGCAGAGAGGUGGCGUCUGAUAUUUUGAUGUCAUAUCCAGGAAAUGAUGUGGUCAUGAUCAUCUCCAGGCUACUUUUUGGAAUAUCAAUCAUCACUAUUUAUCCAAUUAUUCUUCUCCUGGGGAGGUGAGUGAUGCUGGAGUUGAUCUGUUUAGUGUUGUAUGAUGUUAUAUGUGACAUAUUGUCUGUUUGUGCGAAAUAGAUCUGUCAUCCUGAACUUGAUGCUGCGCGUUCAGAGACGUCGCCGGGGAGUCAUCACUCACUCGUUUGAAAGUCGCUGCAGAGUUGUUCUCACUGUGAUCUGGAUCGGUAUCACUCUUCUCAUCGCCAUGUUUGUACCUGACAUGGGUGAGGUCAUCAGUGUCAUUGGAGGAAUCAGCGCCUUCUUCAUCUUUAUUUUUCCUGGUAUGUGCAUAACAUGAGUAUUUCAACCAAAACAUGUUGACCUAGACAAUUUUAUCUUCGCUUACUAAAACCCAGAACAUUGAUUUGAAUUUUCCCGACAAGUGUAAAAAGUGUUAUACAAAUAAGGUUGCAUUGAUAACCAUGUUGUAUGUGACUGAGGUGAGGAGUCUAAAUAUAGUGUGUUUAUUGUAUACUGCAGGUCUUUGCCUCGUGUUCAUAAUGCAAACUGAGCCUGUGAGUGCAAGAGUAAGGUGAGUGGGAACUUUUCGUUUGGACUAAUGGUUCAGCUUCACUUUUGGGGUCCAUUUUUUCUUUCCUAUUCUCUUGACAAUCCAAACAGCUGUGUGAUAUGAUACAGAGAAAAGUUAAAUUUAGCGGGAUUAAGUGCACAAUAAGUGAGUAAUUUAAAGAUCCAGAGAGGAGUGAAACUGAAUGAAAUUAUUACUCAAAUUAGAAUAAUGAUAUUACAUAAGCUACCAAUGCAAACAUGGAGCUUGACUAUUAACAACAGACUUAUUUUUAAUGCCUGUCUUUGGCACCGCAGACCCAGACAGGGGGAUUAACUGCAGCCGUUGUUCAUUUACUCCACAGAAACGAUUUACAGUCAGUGAUAGGUCACACUAUUAAGAGACAGCACACACUUUUGUGAGAAAACACUAUUUACACACUUAGAGGAUAAAAUCGAUCAGGAAUGGUCAUAGUAACUUAAACAGAAGUCUUAAGUCACCCUGUAGCAGAGCAGUUAAAUGUGUUAGUUUAGAGGAAAAUACAUUUAUAUAAUUACAAAAUUGUCAGGAUGGGGCACCACUGGCUUGGUGGUCUUUGUGCAUGCCCUAUAUACGGAGGUUAGGCCUUUAGCGGUUGGACCAGGUUCACUUCCAGACUGUGGCUCCUUUCUUGCAUGUCACACACUGCUCUGUCCCCAUGUCCUAUCCUCUCCUGAUAAAAGGUAAAAGGCUUACAAAUGAAUCUUAAAAAAGAAAUUUGUCAGGAUAUUUGAACCUUGUGUUAUAUGAACUGAUAGGAGGCCAUCUAUUCUGAUCAUUUCCUGAUGUCUUUGAAAUCCUCUUGUCCCUGUUUCCAUCACUGCAGGUUGACUUUAACUGUUUGGGGAGUCAUAACAAUUGUAGUUGGAGCCUUCAUCUUCGGGCAGAGCACAACCAUCGCUAUCAUGGAGCUUUUCCACAAAUUCUGA